UAUGGUGAAAAUGUGAUUUUCUUGUGUAGCGUAUUAUGUUUUGUAACGUCUUUAUGAAUGCAAUGAAGGAACCAGUUUGUCUUUUGAGAUCAAAUCUACUAAUUCUUGCAGUUACAUUGCAGAACAGGUAGGGGGUGCUGCAGGCUCCAAAAGAACACCUCAGGCACAAGUGGGUUGGAUUUUCUGUCAGUCAUUUCUAAUGAUGAUGUUCUUAAUGUCUCUCAUGGUUGAGGGCUUUUAAACAUGAGUCAUUUUAACACUCAACUGUAAUUUUAUGUUCUCUGACAUUAAUUUAUACAGCAGGAUCAGCUCAGAAGGGGGGGAUUUAUUAUUUUCUCUUUAUUUAUUUACUAUGACAAGCAUAAGUUUUCUUUAAAUAAACGUGUCCUCUAAAGUUGCCAGUCAGUUGACUCUUUUGUUUCAUUAGGAUUUUCAAUCCUUUCUUAUUCUUUAGUCAAUCUUUUUAAAUAGACGUUUUUUUUUGUUUUCUUUCUUACAAUAUUCUUCCUUGUUCUGAUUUUAUUACAUUAUGAUUCCAGUUUCUUUACAUUUCGUCUUAUCUUUGCUCCACUUCCCCUCAACUUCCUCUUCUUCUGCGUCCUCCAUGUUCCCUCUCGUCCAGAUGGUUGAUGGGGAGGAUUUCGAAUGUCAGCCGGGACCGUGGUCAUCGCAGGAGGAAUUCUGGCUGCAGUCAUCUUACUGACCAUCGUUGCUGUGCUGUGUUUAUGUAGAUUACAGUAUUACUGCUGCAAGCGGGAGGAGUCUGAGAAGGGGGAGGAGGAUGAGCCAGAACUCACCACCAUGUCUCCUUCCCGCCCCCUGGCUCUGUGUGCUCCUCCCACACCCCCCACUCCGGAGCACCACAGUGAUGAGCCGGAGACAUACCCCCCCACCUUUCUGACCGAGGCCAACGGGCCUGCCAGCUACUCCCCCCCACCUCCUCCACGCCGCUGCCAGCGUGCACAGGCCUUCUGCCCGUCCUGCGCUCGCUGCACGCUGCCGUUCUACCUGCAGCACCCUGAGAGGCUGUGCAACGGCGGCCACCGCAUCAGCUACAGGACUGUGCAGCAGCAGGACCUGGAGCUGCCGGCGGACCUGGCCAACUUUUACCAGAACUUGCUCCGUUCCUACACAAGAAAAGAGGUGGUGACCCACAGCAUCAGCACCGACGUGUAGCUCCGCUGACCUCACACAGUUUUGUAGGCUUUAGACUGCAGCAGUCACAUGAGCGGACUGUUGCAUAGACCAGAACCAUCAUCAUGGCUUUUCUGAGCUUGUGUCUGCUAACUUGCUAGUUAAGUAGAUAACUAUGUAUCAAUUAACUGUUAAGCCUGGGGACAGACAUGGAAUUCUAUUUAUUAUGAACUGAAAUCAAGCAGUUGGACCCAAGCGGCCUGUUUGUGGUGAAUCUGAGUCUGUUCUCGUUGAUGUAAUCCCUCUGUGUCAUAGGGCUCCAAAAAUGCAAAAAAGUAUAUUAAACAUUCAUCACAUUUGCACAGGAUGAGACACUGCUUCUUUGGCACUCAUGUCUUGAGUGGGCCUGGCUCCGUGUUCUGCUGUCACUUUCACUAAAGAGCACCGAACGGGGACGAAUACGACGCUGGAAAUAUUUCACUGUAAACUCACCGUUCCUCUUUUAAAUAAUUUCUGUUCAAAUGAUAGAAGCUUGAGGAAAGCAUGCAAAAAACAGAAUUUGUCAAACCUGUUUUCUUUCUUGCUAAAGGAUGUGAAUAAAUGUAGUUUUUGCUG
Molecule: messenger RNA, 1749 nt
Organism: Oryzias melastigma (Indian medaka)
Lineage: Eukaryota; Metazoa; Chordata; Actinopteri; Beloniformes; Adrianichthyidae
Gene: fam163b
Product: protein FAM163B
Exons: 2
Coding region: 646-1176 (176 amino acids)
Source: RefSeq, a predicted model, not a curated record